AUGGGGUACGUCGGGGGAGGCUAUGCGUUGAACCAGGCACAGGGGUAUAGCAACGCUGGUGACUUGAGUGUGGCGGUGGGGGAAGUUUGGGCAGCUCAAGGGGGGAUGGGGGAGGCUGUGGGGCAGAAGUGGGGGACGGACGGUUUGGCAGAGGUAGAUGAUGGGGGGUAUGGUGGGGGAGGGGAGCAGCAGCAGGCAGAGGAGGAAGACGAGGAGGAGGAGGUGGAAGAGGAGCAGGAGGAGGAGGAAGAGCAAGAGGAGGAGCAGGCACAGGGGGGUGAGGGGGAGGGGGAGGGGGAGGGGGAGGAAGAGGAGGAGGAGGAUGAGGAGGAAGAGGAGGAGGCGGAAGAGGAAGAAAGAGGGGAGGAUGGAGAAGAGGAGGAGGAGGACGAGGAGGAAGAGGAGGAUGAAGAGGAUGAAGAGGAAGAGGAAGAGGAGGGAGGAGGUGAGGAAGAGGAGGAGGAAGGGGGCCAAGACAGGCCCGAGGUGGGUGGUGAUGGUCAUAGCGGUCAGGAGCCAUGGGUAGGGUACGGUGGAGAGGGAAUUCCCGGGGGUUCUGGUGGUACAGAUGGCCAGUGGGUGCAAGACGGAGUGGGUGUAACGGAAGGGGUAGUACAGGGUGUGGAGCAGGAGGAGGAGGAGGAGGAGGAGGAGGAGCAGGAGGGGGAGGAUGAGGAAGAGGAGGAGGAAGAGGAGGAGGAGGAAGAGGAGGAGGAGGUGGAGGAGGAGGAACACGAGGAAGAGGAGAGGGAGGAGGAGGGAGACGAAGAAGAGGAGGAGCAUCCGGUGCAAGAAGGAGAGGAGGAAGAGGAGGAUGAUGAGGGAGAAGAAGCAGAGGCAGGUCAUACCCCUGCUGCUGCUGCUGCUGCUGCUGCUGCAGGAAAAGCGGCUAGCGCUGUAGACAUAGUGGGAGGGAGAGGACGAGGAGGGUCAUUGGCAGGCCCAGCAGCAGCAGCAGCAGCAGGAGGAGUGGUUCCAGAUUCGUCAGCAGUUGGGAGGGGAUCUGUAGUCGCUGGUGUUGGUCGAGGGAUGGUGAAGCAGGAAGCAGGGGACGUGAAUGGAUUUCCAGGGAUGAGCCACCAGCGGCACCACCUUGCUUCUCCUGCUUCUCGUGCUGCGGCUGAUGCGGCCAGCAUCAGCGCCGGGGCUGGUGCUGAUGCAGGGAAGAGAGGGGAAAGAGCAGCGUUAGGCGGGCAAGGAUCCUCUGCCAAGGCUGAAGUAGUAGAUGGUCCGUCUAGUCCGUCUAGACCCUCCGUGCCCGUUUUCACCCCCGCUGGCGGAGAUACAAGUCAGUCUAAAGAAAGUGCUUUCCAUGCUUCUUCGGCUGCGGCUGCGGCUGCGGCUAGCGGCGCCACCGGAGGAAGGAAUGCGCUGGUGGUGUCAAGGGAUCGUGCGAGGUUGGAUGCAGCGGUUGCAGCAGCAGGCGUGCUGGAGCUCUGUCCUGGCGUGCAGCUGCGUAUGCUGCCUGAUUAUGAUGAUAUAGCCCCAAGCUUGGGGCUUCCAGGCUAUGCGGACGUUUAUCUGGAUGAAAGGGCGUUGAAUCCUAGUUUGGGACCCGGGGAACUUGCUUCUGUGGUCCUGGCGGGGGUUAUUCAGAAGGAGAAGGAACGGCGGGAGUGGGAGGUGAAGCAGAGAGUGGGGAAGGAGCUGGAGAGAUUAGAGGGAGAGAGGAUGGAAAGGGAGAGGUUAGAGAGGGAGAGGUUGGAGCGGUUGGAACAGGAAAGGAAGGAAAGGGAGAGGAGGGAGAGGGAGAGGAGGGAGAGGUUGAGGAGGGAGCAGGAGAGGAAGGAGAGGGAGAGGAAGGAGAGGGAGAGGAAGGAAAGGGAGAGGAAAGAGAGGGAGAGGAUAGAAAGGGAGAGGAAGGAGGCUGAGAGGAGGGAGAGGGAGAGGAAGGAACGGGAGAGGAAAGAGAGGGAGAGGAAGGAAAGGGAGAGAAAGGAGAAGGAGAGGAAGGAGAGGGAAGAGAGGGAGCGUCAGAGGUUGUUGGAGUUGGAGAGGAAAAGAGAGGAGGAAAGGAGAAGGGAGGAGGAGAGGAAAAAGGAGGAGGAGCGGCAGAGGCAGUUGGAAUUGGAAAGGCAGAGGGAGGAAGAGAGGAAGCGACAGUUAGAGCUCGAACGGGAGCGAGAGAGGGAGAGAGAGAGGGAGAGGCAGCGGGAAUUAGAGCGAGAACGAGAGAGGGAGAGGCAGAGGCAGUUAGAGAUACAGAGGGAAAGGGAGAGGGAGCAAGAGAGGGAGAGAGAGAGGGAGCGGCAGCGAAUAGCAGAGGAAGCAGCGGCUGCUGCGGCAGCGGCGGCGGCGGCGGCAGCAGCGGCAGAAGAGAGUGGUGGGGCAGAUCAAAUGAAGUUCUGGGGAGCUUCCAGAACGAGGGGGUCUAGAACUGGUGUGGGUGAAGGGGAAGAAGCAGGUUUUCCCAAAAGCUUUCCGGAGAGGGGGAGAGGCGAGUGGAAUGCAGAUAUGGCCGCUCAUCAUGGUGAUACGCAAGGGCGUGCCUCUGCUGCGCUGGGGGGAGCUGGGUUUGCAGCAGGCAUGCAGCAGCAGCAGCAGCAGCAGCAAGCGGGGAUGCUUGUGCAAAAGCAGGGUAGGCCGUCUCUAGACGCUGUUCUGGCAGCAGCAGUGGCAGCAGGGAGUAGCACUGGUGGCACAGCAGGUGCAGGAGCAGCAGACGCAGCAGCAGCAGCAGGGGGGGCAGCAAUGCAGCAGUUUUCCCUGGGCGCGCCAGGCUCUGCCACCCCCUUCCCGCAACAACCCACACCACCAUCCGCCCUCACCCCACCUCCGCUCUCCGCCCUCUCCGCCCCACCGCCUUCCAAACCUGGCGAAGCCGGUGGCCCUGUGACAGGGAUAGUGCAGGGAAAGCGUGGGGUGGUGGGCGGGGGGAGGAAGGUUCUGUCUAAGAUGGAACAGGAGGCAGCGCUGCUGAAAGAGAUGGAGAAAACGGCCAAGGCAUGGAGCUCCAUGGUGCGAAAGGACCUGCUGAAGCACCACCGGCUGUUUGUGAUGACGCACAAGAAGCAGUCGCUGGACUGCAAACGCACCGCUGAGCUGUGCCAACGGGAGGUCCGUGCACGCGUGACACGGUCAGUCAAGGCGGCUAAAGGCGCGCCACUGCGUAUGAAGCGGCUGGCCCGGGAUAUGGUGCUGUUCUGGCGGCGGUACGACCGUGAGCAGACUGAGCUAAGGAAGAGGGAGGAGAAGGAGGCGCUAGAGGCGAGGCGGAGGGAGGAGGAGCUCAGAGAAGCGCGGCGGCAGCAGCAGCGGCUGAAUUUCUUGCUCACACAGACGGAGCUGUACUCGCAUUUCAUGCACUCCAAGGUUGCGCCGGGGGGCGGGGCGGCCGGUGGUGCUGGGGCGAAAGCACGUGCAGCGGCGACUGCUGCUGGUGGUGGUGCUGCUGCUGGUGCAGCCGCUGGUGCUGGUGGUUCCGGUGCUGGUGGGGGAGGAGAGGGUUUAAGUGCGGAGGAGGUGGAGGAGAACGAGAGAAUGGCGGAGGAAGCAAGGUUGGCUGCGGUGCAAGCGGCGAGUGAGCAGCAGAGCCGCACGAACCUGUUUGACUCGGAAUCGAGACGGCUGCGAGGGGAAGGGGGAGAGGGGGAGGGGGAGGGGGAGGGGGAAGAGGAGGAUUUGGGGGCGGGCAGGGAGGGGGAGGAGGGCAUGGCUGCGGAUAUGGAUCUGCUGAACCCGUCCACAAUGCCGGAAGCAUCAACAGUGGCGCAGCCAAGCAUCUUCCGAGGGCGGCUGAAGGAGUACCAGUUAAAGGGGCUGCAGUGGCUUGUCAAUCUCUACGAGCAGGGCCUGAACGGGAUUCUGGCGGAUGAGAUGGGACUUGGCAAGACCAUUCAAGCCAUGACCUUCCUUGCUCAUCUAGCUGAGGAGAAGGGCAUCUGGGGACCCUUCCUCGUGGUGGCGCCAGCGUCGGUGCUCAGCAACUGGGCGGACGAGCUUGCACGGUUCCUGCCGGAGUUCAAGGUGCUGCCGUACUGGGGAGGGCUGCCAGAGCGCACAGUGCUGCGCAAGAACAUCCACCCGAAGAAGCUCUACCGCAAGGACGCGGCGUUCCAUGUGAUGGUGACGUCGUACCAGCUGCUGGUAGCAGACGACAAGUACCUGCGGCGCGUCAAGUGGCAGUACCUCGUGCUGGACGAGGCCCAGGCUAUCAAGAGCGCUGGCAGCAUCCGGUGGCGCACACUGCUGUCGUUCUCGUGUCGCAACCGGCUGCUGCUGACGGGCACGCCCAUCCAGAACUCCAUGGCGGAGCUGUGGGCGCUGCUGCACUUCAUCAUGCCCACGCUCUUCGACAGCCACGAGCAGUUCAGCGAAUGGUUCUCCAAGGGCAUUGAGGGCCAUGCGGAGCAUGGAGGGCUGCUCAAUGAGCAUCAGCUCAGCCGUUUGCACGCCAUCUUGAAGCCAUUCAUGCUGCGGCGCGUGAAGAAGGACGUGGAGACGGAGAUGAGCGGCAAGAAGGAGCUCGUGGUGCCAUGCGAGCUGCGGGCGCGGCAGCAGGCGCUGUACCGCGCAGUGAAGAACAAGAUCUCCAUCGCGGACCUGUUUGACAGCGUGGGCGGGCAGAUCAACGAGAAGAAGGUUCUGCACCUCAUGAACCUCGUCAUCCAGCUCCGGAAGGUGUGCAACCAUCCAGAGUUGUUUGAGCGCAACGAGGCAGCGGCGUAUUUCUACUUUGCCACCAUCUCCCCGCCGCUGCAGCCCCCGCCGUUCGGGGAGCUCGACUGGGUGCCGUACAGCGGGCGCCACAACCCCAUCACAUACACGGUCCCCAAGCUUCUCUACCCGCCUUCUGAUGUCUCCUUUCUAGCUCGUGCCACGGCCUUUGAGAGGGCUGUUGCGGGGGAGUUAAUGAGGCAAGCGGGGUGUGCGCAGGUGUUUAUGGGGGAGGGUUCAACUGACUGGCUGGAUGAUUGGGAGGAGGAUUGGGCGGUUGGGAAGCGGAGGGAUGGUGAGGAGGAGAAAGAGGAAGCGGCGGAGGAGGAGGAGGCAGAGAGGGGAAGACAGGAGGAGGGGAUGGAGGAGAGGUUAUUGGCUGUACAUAGACUGUUGUGUGUGAAGCCGAGAGGGCAAGGAGCUGUGUUGAGGAGACGAGAGCACUGGUUAAAGAAGGUAGAGGAGAGACGAUUCAGUGACAAAGAGGAGAGAGGUGUGAGGAAGGAGAAGCAGGAAGGGGAGAGAGUCCCGAGAGAAGUGGUAACGCAGGUGGGAGAGGAAGGGGUGGGCGGGAGGGUAGGGGAACGAGGUGAGGGGGGAGAGCGGGUGGAAGGGAGGAGUGGGGAAGAUGUGGAGCGGAGUAACGAAGGGCGGCAGGAAGGAGUAGAUGUUAAGAAAGAGGAGGAGGAUGUGAUUAUGGAGGAGAUGAGAGGAGGAGAGGGGAAGGAGAGCGAUAAGGAAAGAGAUAGGGAAAGGGAUAAGGACAAAGGGGGAGGUGAAGUGAAGGAGAAGGAGGUGGAUGGAGAGAAAGACGGUGGAGAGGAGGCUAUGGAGGUGGAUGGGGAGAAGGAGAGUGGCGACAAGAAUGGGGAGGUGAAAGAAGAGAAAGUGGAAGAGAAAGAGGGGGAUAGGGAGGACGCGGAAGCUGGGGAGAGGGAGAAGGACGCGGGAAAGAUGACGAGUGGGGGUACUGAGGAUGAUGUUAGAAGACGAGAGGUGGAAGAGGAUGUGGAGACAGCAGAGGUGAAAGAGGAGGCAGAGGGAAGAGAAGGGGAGGAGGAGAGAAGAGGGGGGGUAAAGGAGGGUGGAGUGAAGGAGGAAGAGGAUGAGGGGAGGCAUUCUGACCGUCUCUACAAUGCCACGUCGCUCAUCCGUGCCACCCGCACCUUCAUGCCUGCCGUGCGCGCUCCCCCCAUCGACUUCCUCUGCCAUGACCGCUCGUUUGCGUACCAGCAGCAGCAGCAGCUCUACCCGCCGUGGGCGCUCCGCCUCCUGCUGGGUUUCACGCGUGUGAAUGAGUACUCUGGGCCGUUUCUACCUGCGGAUCCGGCUGCGAGGUUGUCUGUCCGCCCGCCGGCAUCGUCGCCGGUGCUGGGAGUGAUGGGGGAGGAGCAGGGGGGAUUGGAGGUGGUGGGGGGCGGUACAGGGGAGGCGGAUGCGAGUGCUGGUGGUGAUGGUGGUGGUGGUUUGAGGGGUGGGAUGGAGUUGCAGCUGCCGCGGCCGCUGCUGGGUGCGCAGUUUGAUGUGGAGGGUUCAUCUCCGCCUAUCCAGAUAUUCGACUUCUCGAAGAUGCUCACGGACUCGGGCAAGCUGCAUCAGCUGGACGUGCUGUUGCGGCGGUUGAGAGCUGAAGGGCACCGAGUGCUGCUGUUCGCACAGAUGACCAAGAUGCUCAACAUCCUCGAGGACUACAUGAACUAUCGCAAGUACAAGUACCUGCGACUGGAUGGUUCGUCCACGAUUGUAGACCGCAGGGAGAUGGUCAAAGACUUUCAGCACAAGUCGGAGAUCUUUGUGUUUCUGCUGAGCACGCGGGCGGGCGGGCUGGGCAUCAACCUGACGGCGGCAGACACAGUGAUCUUCUACGAGAGCGACUGGAACCCCACCAUGGACCUGCAGGCCAUGGACCGCGCCCACCGGCUCGGGCAGACGCGCGAGGUGACGGUGUACCGAAUGAUCUGUGGGGGAACGGUGGAGGAGAAGAUAGUGAAGCGCGCCAACCAGAAGAACACCGUGCAGCAGCUCGUCAUGACCGGCCAGGGCGGCGCUGCGGGCGGCGGGCUGGUGGCGGGCGGCGGCGGCACGGGUGGCGGCGACGUGUUUGAGGCGGAGGAGGUGGUGUCGCUGCUGCUGGACGAUGCUGAGCUGGAGGCGCAGCUUAAAGCCCAGCAGGAGCAGGCUGCUGCCAAACAGCACUCGGGGAGAGGAAGGGUGUUUGAGGCGGAGGAGGUGGUGUCGCUGCUGCUGGACGAUGCUGAGCUGGAGGCGCAGCUUAAAGCCCAGCAGGAGCAGGCUGCUGCCAAACAGCACUCGGUAGGAUCGGCGGCGGAGGCGUGGGUCGAAGAAGAUCCGGCUGGAUGCAGAGGGAGGGGAGAGUCGCCACAACCGGUGAUGAAAGGAAAGCUGAGUGGUAGCACCCACUGGAACAAUCAUCCCGUAAACUCUUCUCUGUUUUCCCCUCCUCCUUACUUGCCGCCUCCUUCCAGGAUCGGCGGCGGAGGCGAUCGGCGGCGGAGGCGUGGGUCGAAGAAGAUCCGGCUGGAUGCAGAGGGAGGGGAGGCGGUGGAAGAGGAGGAGGGCGCGAGGGGCGGCGAGGAGUCCGGAGGAGCGGGGAGGAGAGAUGGCGGUGCGGGGGCGUCAGAGAAUGUGUCAGGGGGAGAUGUCGUGGGAGGGGGUGAGGGGGCAGGCGCAGGCUCGCAUAAGUCUCGUGCAUUCCUAUCUUGCUCUUUAUUCCCUCGCUUGACACACAACCUUCCCGUCCCCCUUUCUCUGCUGCUCCCCCUUCUCUCACUGUUCCCAUCUCUGCCCCCGUUCCCUCUUCCCCCUGUGCUGUGCUCCCCUCCGGCCCAUACCACCAUGCCACAAUGCUCCCUUGCCUCCUUAUCCAAGCGCAAGAGACAGUCGGAUCGUCCUCCCAGACCCGGAGGCAGAAGCAAAGGGAAAGCAGCCGCAGCCGCAGCUGCUGCUGCUGCUGCUGCUGCUGCUGCAGCUGCUGGUGGGGGUGCUGCUGGGGUGGUGGCUGUUGCUGAUGCUGGCGUAGCAGUGGGCGGACGUGCGGAGGGUGGUUUGUCAGAAGCAGAGGAGAGGAACGGGUGGGGGUCGAGAGAGGCAGUUUUCCUGGAGGGAACAGCAGCCAAGAGACGAAGAGGACCCACUCCUCAAAGAAGGCGAUUGAGCGCCAUGGGAUGGGUGAAUGAUGGGCAAGGGGGGGAGGAUGGAGGUGGGGGUGGGGGAGGAGGGGGAGGGGAGGGUGGGAGAAGUAGAGGGAGUGGAGUGGGGGAGGAUGAGAGAAGUGGUGGAGGGGAGGUACAGUGGGGAGAUGGGGGUGGGAGCGUGCAGGAGGGAGGGGAGGAGAGAAGUCAGGUUCGACUUAAGGCGCUGCGUGUGAGGUUGAAUAUGAGGCGAGGGAGAGGGGAGGUGAGUGGUGGAGGGGGGGGAGGAGGGGCGGAGGGAGAUGGAGCAGGUGACUGA
This is a messenger RNA of Closterium sp. NIES-65, 8127 nucleotides long. The record is from the annotation of a GenBank genome assembly. Lineage: Eukaryota; Viridiplantae; Streptophyta; Zygnematophyceae; Desmidiales; Closteriaceae.